AUGCACAGGCUAUCGAGUCGCUCCGUCUCCUCUGUCCUACGCAACGCCAAGGCCGCCACUCGAUACCACCGACCUCUCUCAUCGUCUUUUCCCCUCAUCGAUAAUCACUCGGGGGAGAAGGAUGCAACAAAGAGAUGGUUCUCUGUGUUAACCACUGGUAGUAGCUCUUGCGUUGAUGGAAGCAAGCCAUCCAAUCUGAAAAAUGAGCCUUUCGUGGGCCGACGUUAUGAAUCAACAUCUGCUGCAUCCGAACCACCAGCAGAGAAAUUUGAGUACCAAGCUGAGGUUAGUCGCCUCAUGGACCUUAUUGUGAAUAGCUUAUAUAGCAACAAGGAUGUAUUUCUUCGGGAGCUUAUCAGCAAUGCAAGUGAUGCCUUGGACAAGCUGCGGUUCCUUAGCGUUACUGACCCCAACCUUCUGAAGGAUGUAGUUGAUCUUGACAUUCGCAUCCAGUCUGACAAAGAUGAGGGAAUUAUUACAAUUACAGAUUCUGGGAUUGGCAUGACACGCCAAGAGCUUGUGGACUGUCUCGGUACUAUUGCACAGAGUGGAACUGCUAAGUUCUUAAAAGCACUGAAGGAUAGCAAGGAUGCUGGUGCUGACAGCAAUUUAAUUGGUCAAUUUGGUGUGGGGUUCUACUCGGCCUUCCUUGUUUCUGAGCGGGUUGAGGUCUCGACAAAGAGCCCCAAAUCUGAUAAGCAAUAUGUAUGGGAAGGUGAAGCAAACUCUAGUUCCUAUACUAUCCGAGAAGAGACUGACCCUGCUAAGCUUAUUCCAAGGGGAACUCGCCUCACUCUUUAUCUUAAGCAUGACGACAAAGGUUUUGCCCAUCCGGAAAGAAUCCAGAGGCUUGUGAAAAAUUAUUCGUUGUUUGUUUCGUUCCCAAUUUAUACAUGGCAAGAGAAGGGAUUCACUAAAGAGGUAGAGGUUGAUGAGGAUCCUGCUGAAGCCAGUAAGGAUGCAGGAGAGGGGCAAACUGAGAAAAAGAAGAAGACCAAGAAAGUUGUUGAAAGAUACUGGGAUUGGGAGCUUACAAACGAGACCCAGCCAAUAUGGCUCCGUAAUCCCAAAGAAGUCACUACAGAGGAAUACAAUGAGUUCUACAAGAAAACAUUUAAUGAGUACUUGGAACCUCUUGCCUCGUCACACUUUACAACAGAGGGUGAAGUAGAGUUUAGGUCUAUUUUAUAUGUGCCAUCAAUGGCACCCACAGGGAAGGAUGACAUUGUCAAUCCCAAGACAAAGAAUAUAAGGCUCUAUGUCAAGCGUGUAUUCAUUUCUGAUGACUUUGAUGGUGAAUUGUUCCCACGGUACUUGAGCUUCAUUAAAGGUGUUGUUGACUCGAAUGAUCUUCCGUUGAAUGUCUCCCGUGAAAUUCUUCAAGAAAGCCGUAUUGUCCGGAUAAUGAGGAAACGUUUGGUGCGCAAGGCCUUCGACAUGAUUCUGGGCAUAACCAUGAGCGAGGAUAGAGAUGAUUAUGUGAAGUUCUGGGAGAACUUUGGGAAACAUUUGAAGUUAGGUUGCAUGGAAGACCGUGAGAACCACAAGCGCAUUGCUCCAUUGCUGAGAUUUUUCUCGUCCCAAAGCGAGGAAGAUAUGAUCAGCUUGGAUGAGUAUGUGGAGAACAUGAAACCUGAUCAGAAAGAUAUUUACUUCAUUGCUGCGGACAGUGUUGCUAGUGCAAGGAAUACACCCUUCUUGGAGAAACUUGUCGAAAAGAAUAUUGAGGUUUUGUUUUUAGUGGAUCCAAUAGAUGAGGUCGCCAUCCAAAAUCUGAAAGCAUACAAGGAGAAGAACUUUGUAGACAUUAGCAAAGAAGAUCUGGAUCUGGGUGACAAAAAUGAAGAGAAGGAAAAUGAGGUAAAGCAAGAGUUUGGUCAGACUUGUGACUGGAUUAAGAAGCGCUUAGGUGACAAAGUCGCCAGUGUUCAAGUCUCAAAUCGUCUGAGUGCAUCACCUUGUGUUCUUGCAUCUGGAAAGUUUGGCUGGUCUGCUAAUAUGGAAAGGCUGAUGAAAGCACAGACAGUCGGUGAUCCUUCAAGCCUGGAGUUUAUGAGAAGCAGAAGAGUUUUUGAAAUCAAUCCUAAUCAUCCAAUCAUCAAAACUCUAAAUGCUGCAUGCAAGAGUAGCCCGAACGAUGAGGAAGCUCUUAGGGCUGUUGACCUUUUGUACGACACAGCUUUAAUUUCCAGUGGUUUCACUCCUGAGAGUCCAGCACAGCUUGGAGGGAAGAUAUAUGAUAUGAUGAACAUGGCUUUAUUGGGAAAAUGGAAUGAUGGGUUUCAGCAGCAACAAGUAAACAACACGACAUGGCACGUUCCUGAGACUGUCGAAGCUGAGGUUGUCGAGCCUACUCCUGCUUCUGAAGCUGCUGCUAAAAAUUAUUAA
Molecule: messenger RNA, 2388 nt
Organism: Striga hermonthica
Lineage: Eukaryota; Viridiplantae; Streptophyta; Magnoliopsida; Lamiales; Orobanchaceae
Source: the annotation of a GenBank genome assembly